Chara braunii is the source of this 7539-nucleotide messenger RNA. The record is from the annotation of a GenBank genome assembly. Lineage: Eukaryota; Viridiplantae; Streptophyta; Charophyceae; Charales; Characeae.
GUCAAAUAGCUGGAUGGGUGGUACUUUUGCGCUUCGAACGUUGAGGGAGGAUGAAGAGUUUUGCUGGGGUGACGUGGGUGGCACUGGAGCUGACCUUCCUCCUGCUACUGCUUGUUCUUGGGAAGGCACAGCGAGCUCAGCGGAUCAAUUGUGGCGGGAACUUCGCUUUCACCGACGCUUAUGGGCGCUUCUGGUCAUCCGACAGCAACUCGACAUCUGGUGAUAUUAAUAGCCUGGGACCGACAAGCAUAGCGGCGGCCGCCAAUGCUACUGAGUCUGCUGUAUCAAUCUAUGCGACAUGGAAGGAGUUCAAUUCCAAUUACGGUGGUUAUUACUUCUUCUCCAUCCUCGCGGGAAAUUAUUAUAUGGUGAGACUGCAUUUUGCUCGUUUGCCUGCAAGUUACCCCGUCGCGGCGUUCAGCGUGACGCUGGGGGUGGAUCCGGUGGUAGAGGUAAGGCUGGAGGCAGCAACAGCAGAGGAGGGAGGGGGGGGAGGAGGGGGGGGAGGAGGAGGGGGGGAAUUGAACUGGCGACCUGUCGUGGAAGAAUUCAUCCUCUUUGCAUGGACGGGCAUCUUGCGCGUGGGUUUUCUGCCGAGUGGUGGUCCCGCUCGCAUCAGCGCCAUCGAAGUGCUCCCGCUAUCGAACGGAUCCAAUCCGCUGAUGCAGAUGGGAGAGCUGGGGCAGGAUGUGGUCCUCAGAAUGGAUGGGCGGUACAACUGUGGGGGACCACCACUCAUUGCCAACGACCGUCAGAUGUAUGAGUGGAUGGACGAAAGCGGAGCACUUGUUGAUCCCUCUGGAAGCACUAAUGACACCCUGUCGCCCACUUCUCUUGCCCAGCCGCCUGCCACAGCUUAUCGGUGGGUGACUCAGGAGGUGUGGGCCACGAGAAGGCUCGCCAACUACGGAGUAAUGCUGUCCUAUGAUUUGCAGGGGGUGCGGACGGCUGUGAAGUAUGUGGUGGUCCUGCAUAACUACCAUGGGGCUGUCAAUUUCGCUCAAACGUUUAAUGUCAGCAUUGAUGGGAUGGUGAUUCAAAGCGUGAAUGUGACGACGCCCACAUCAAGCCAUUUUUUCCGUACAAGGCAACCGACGAAUAUAUCGCUGACGUCGCUUUCCAGCCAGUGGCAGGCGUACUUGAAUGGGCUGGAGGUUUACGCUCUUCUUCCUGGCGUCGGGCUCACACUGCAAGAGGAUGUGAGCGCCCUGCAGGACAUCUCGCAGCAUUUUGAGCUAGGAUUAGAGACAGAUCCCUGCUUAAGCCCUCGUCCAGCCUUCAUCACCUGCAGCACAGAGUACAAUACCAGUCGUAGAAUCGUCUCUUUGGAUUUGAGCGGGAAGGGGUACCAGGGAAGCAUACCCCAAGCGAUCGGGAACUUGACGGGUCUGGAGAGAUUGAAUCUAUCAGGUAACCAAUUCAACGGCAGUAUACCAGAUGAGCUAAAAAUGUUGGUGAACGUGAAUGACCUUGAUCUAAGCAACAACAACCUGACGGGUAACAUCCCGCCUUGGUUGGGAGAUCUUCCCAAACUCAGGACAGUGAAGCUGGACAACAAUUCAUUUACCGGAAAGGUGCCAGAUGGGCUGACGAACGGCAACAGAAGUGUGACAUACGAAGGGAAUCCUGGCUUGUGCGACAUUCUGGGGGGGCCACCAUGUCGAAAGCCACCAGGGCCACGGCCACCAUUCAUGGAUUCCCCGCCAGAGGGGAAAUCAAAAUGGCCGAUAGACAAACAAGAGAGUAAAAAGCCAAUCAGCCCAAUGAUACUGUCGAUUCUCUUGGUUGCACUGGGAGUGCCAAUGUUUAUGUUGAUUGUUUGUGCAACAGCAUUCUUGUACUACAAAAUCCGCAAAUUCAAGAAGGCAGCAUAUAUGGAGGCCCCUAGUCGGGUGUCAGCGACUGCAACAGGGCUGGAGCUAGGGGUUUCUGUAGGGGUCUCUGCAGUUGCCCAUGCUGGUGUGGUUAGUCGUUCCCGAGGAACUUCCGGACUUCGAGCUGGAGAAGACGGCGGCGAGAGAUCUCCGGCGAGAGGAAAGGAGUUGAGAUACGGGGCAAGAGGAAAAGAAUCGACAACUACCAAGCGGUCAGCAAAAGGAGAGGGCACGCUGGUUGGAUUGCAGGGAGAGAAGAGGAGUAGAAGCCCAAGAAGAGAUAAAUUUGCUGUUGGCAGACCGACGCUUCAUGUCUUCAAAAGCAAGGAGCUGGAGAUGAUUACAAAGCUCUUUUCAACCCGGAUUGGUGCAGGGGGAUUUGGGUGGGUGUACAAAGGGCUACUUGAUAAUGAGAUGGAAGUCGCUGUGAAGGUUCUUGCCAGUGACUCCCGACAGGGGAUGAUGGAGUUUAAAAAGGAUCGCACUGUCACACAUGAGCUGAACUUUUAUAUCAUGGACAAGUGUUCGUUCGACGCGGUCAUUGGUUUGGGUUGGUUAAAGGCUCAUUGUCUAAGGACCACGUGGGUGGAUAAUCAGUUCGUGGUGCGUGAUGCCAAGGGGAACGAGCGUACCAUUCUAUUGGACGAGACGCGCGAGUUUGUUGUUGUUUAUCUCGAUGACAUCCUGAUUUUCAGCAAGUCCAUGGAAGAGCACGUCAAGCACCUUGAGGAGGUUUUGCAGGUCCUCAAGGAGGCACAACUGCACCCCAACUUGGAGAAAUCUGAGUUUGGUAGGGACAGCGUCAUCUAUCUUGGGCACCGGUUGUCUACAAAUGGCCUUGAGCCGGAGGCAACCAAGGUUGAGGUCGUCCGAAAGUGGCCUCAACCAGCGAACGUACGCGAACUGCGUUCUUUUCUUGGUUUGGCCUUAUAUUAUCGGAAGUUUGUGCGCAAAUUUUCUGUCAUUGCUCACCCACUCUCGAGACUCACAAGUAAGAAUGUUGCCUAUGCGUGGUGUGAGAAAUGUGAGACUGCGUUCCAAGCCUUGAAAGAGGCGUUGGUGAGUCAUCCUGUGCUCCGCAUUGCGGAUCCCAACCUCACGUUCGUGGUUACUACGAAUGCGAGCCAGUUUGGGAUUGGUGCAGUGCUGCAACAAGAUGAUGGCGAUGGCCUGCGUCCGUUCGAAUAUUACAGCAAACACAUGCCCAACCACAAGGUAGCUACCUCCACAUACAUGCGUGAGCUCUACGCCCUGCGCGAGGCGCUCACACAUUGGAAGCACUACCUCUUGGGUCGUCACUUCAAGGUCUACUCAAAUCAUCAAACCUUGCAGUGGAUUAAGACACAAACUGACCUCUGCCCGAUGCUGACCCGCUGGUUGCAUGACAUUGAUGUGUACAAUUUUGAAUUGAAGCAUAAGAAAGGCUGUUAUAAUCGUAUUGCUGAUGCUUUGUGGCGUCACCCAGAGUUUUUGACUUGGCUUGUGGGUUCGUAUGACCUCCGAAGGCUACUGAAGGAGGAUCUGGUCGAACACACCGCCAAGGAUCCGGACCUUAGUCCCAUCCUUGAGCAGCUCAAGGCUGACCCUAGCAGUCAGCCUGAUUUUCAUGAAUGCGAGUGUCUUGUAUUCCGUCGGUAUGGGAAGUUUGAUCAUUUGUGUGUACCCAACCAUGCGCCUCUUCGGACUCAUUUCUUGGAUUUGGCACAUGGUCGGAGUGGACACUUCGGCUUUGAGAAGACUUAUGGAAGCCUUUUGCAACAGUUUGAUUGGCCGGGAAUGAAGGUAUCUGCUCAGAAAUUUAUUGCUGAAUGUCAAGUCUGUCAAAGAACCAAGGUCCAUAGGCAUAAGCCGUAUGGCCUGCUGAAACCCCUCCCAAUUCCUCAUGGGCCCGGUGAGUUGGUCUCUAUCGAUUUCACGGACAUGGGGAAGUAUGGACCCCCGAAAACCCUUGUGAGUGAUCGGGACACCAGGUUCAUUAGCGCAGAUUGGAAGGACUUCACUUCACAGAUCUAUGACAUUAAACUGAACAAGACUUUUGGUCGACACCCCGAAGCCAAUGGACUGGCCGAGGAAAUCAACCAGACUGUUAUUCAACUAUUGCACGCAUUAAUUGUUAUAGAUCAGAACACAUGGGACAAGGAGUUAUACAAAGUGAAGGGGUUGUACAACUCCUCCAUUCACUCCGCAACUGGCGUGACACCAAAUCAGCUACAAUAUGGUUGGCAGUUGCGCAAUCCUCUCUCCUAUCUGUUCCCCGAACGGUCACCUGGUCUGACGCCCGGCACGCCUGGCUAUAAUGCCAAGUAUGCACGCUUGCUCAAAGCUGCUAUCACAGCAAUGAACAAGCGUCAGCAUGCCAUGAUCAAAUAUGCUAACAAGUCGCGCAAAGAAUUGAACUUCAAAGUAGGGGAUUAUGUCUGGGUCAAAAUGUCUGAGUUUUCUGAUGAAGAGGGCGUAUCACGAAAGCUUCUUCCAUUGUACUAUGGCCCUUGGCAGGUUCUGAAGGUGAUUGGGGAUGAUUUUGGUCCUUCGUAUGUGAUUGACGUGCCUCCUCAUCUGCGCACGUAUCCGGUCUUUCAUGCAUCCAAACUGUUUCCGCACAUCGAUGAUGAAAUGUUUCCCUUCCGAGAUCCUAUGAUACCUCGUCCUAUCGACGGCGGCCAUGAGAUAGACAGAAUCGUUUCCCAUGAAGGUAUAAAGGCAGAGCUGAACUUACUUCCAUGGCGGCAGAGGCUGAUUAUUGCACUCGAUGUUGCAAGUGUUAUCAAUCAUUUGCACAAUGAGAUUAGACCUGCUGUCAUACAUAGGGAUUUGAAGUCCUCGAACAUUCUCUUAGAUGAGAAUUUCCAAGCAAAGGUGGGAGAUUUUGGAUUCUCCAAGGUUCUGGAUGAUGUUACAGGUGUGCAAACAGGAAUCAAGGGGACUGCAGGUUACCUCGAUCCUGAGUAUUUCAUUUCACGAAAGCUUACUGAGAAAAGCGACGUCUACAGCUUCGGUGUGGUGCUGUUGGAGCUUGUCUCAGGACGUAGGCCUGUGGAUCCAAAUCAAGCACCGCAAGUGCGUGUCAGUAUUGUUGAUUCGGUGCGGCAUCAUCUUGAACAAGGGAAUAUUGAUGCAGUCAUCGAUCCACGAAUAAGAGAGACGGGUUUCCAUGUGGAGUCUGUGUGGAGGAUAGCAGAAUGUGCAAUGGCUUGCUGUGAACCAUAUGCGAUCAAUCGACCGACUAUAAAGUCUGUGGUGAGCUAUAUUCAAGAUGCGAUGGAUGCUGAAGUCCGGUCUUCUACGGCUGGCAGUGAAAUCCUCACCCCUCGUUUGAGUCCGCAGGCUACCAUCCCUGUUCCUGAAUCAAGAGCUUUGCCAGAUGGACAACUGAGGGUGGAGGAUCCACACCGUUCAAAUGACUGGAACAAAGGUCGGCUCCAGAGGCCAAGGUCGCCGGUUCGAAUCCGUGCUCUCACAGAGGACGACUUUGACUCGGAUGUACGGAUCGAUGAACCACUUUGGGGAAGAAGAUCUGCACCGUUCAGAAGAAGAGUGGACCAAAGGUUGGCUCCUGAGGGCCAAGGUCGCCGGAUCCAAUCUGCGUUCGCACGGAGGACGACUUUGGCGCGUAUGUACGGACGGAUCUAUGAACGACAUUGGGGAAGAGGAUCUGAACCAUUCAGAAGAGUAGAAGACCGCUGGGGGAAGAGGACCGGCACCGUUCAGGAGAGUAGAAGGAUCCGCCGCGUUGAAAAGAGUGGAACACAGGUUAGCGAAGAUUGGAUCGCAGCUGGGGGAAGAGGAUCUGCGUCAUUGAAAAGAGGGGAAUGCAGGUGAGGGAGGAGAGUCUGGACCAUGCAAAAGACGGGAAGAACUCAGGUUAGCGAAGAGGAAGAGGAUGUGCACUGUUCAGAAGAGUAGAACGUACGAGGGGGAAGAGGAUCUGUGCUGUAAACAAGAGUACAAGGCAGCAGCUCCGAGACGUGGUGGUGCAGGGCACCGCAGGCACCAUUCUCUCUCCCCUAGUAAAUCACAGCAAUGGUAGGAAAUGGGUAUUAUAGUAUAUAUACUGUGUAUAGAUAUAUACAUAUGGCAGCUGUACUGGCUCGCCCAAAAUAGCCAUGUACCUUUUCCUGGAUAUUGGGAAGGGGAGAUGGGAGAUGCAUUGUCUGAGUACAGAUUGCAGUGGCCUCUCGACUUGAUGUGAGGCUCCUUUAAAGCCCAGAGGAGGAGGGAUGGUGAUAGGUGGGUGGAGGUAGGCAGCAGCGGUAUCGACUGACUUCAGUGGCGAAGCAUCUUCUUCUUUACUGAAUAAGGGAAGAGGUUGCAUCGGUAGAAGAAUCGGUGAAAGAAUCGGUAGAACAAUCGGUAGAACAAUCGGCAGAACAAUCGGUAGAGCAAUCGGUAGCACAAUCGGUAGAACAAUCGGUCGAAGAAGAGGACAGAGCAACCUUGCAUCGGUAGAAGAAUCGGUGAAAGAGUCGGUAGAACAAUCGGUAGAACAAUCGGUAGAACAAUCAGUAGAACAGUCGGUAGAAGAAGAGGACAGAGCAACCUUGAAACUCACCAUUGCGGCCUCUCUUGCCAAAUGAAGCCUGGUGUCUGUAGGGUAGGCCCGUCUGCCCAGACGUACUGUCCGCACAUAUAGACAUUGCUAGUGCUGAAUGUUGCCCCUUUUGAAGUCGGAUACAUCUAGGAAAGCGCGAGGGUGAGUCCGCUUAGUGUCGGAGGGAGGACUGCGGAGAAUGAGGUAAGUCAGGCAAGCAAGAUCUCUAAUCUGUCUCGCAGUAAUAUGUCGUGGAUUCGAAAAUUCAAAAUUGUGGUUUUUAACUUUUUAGGAGUUGGAAGUGAAGGAGUCAAUCCACGUACUGUCGGACGGAGGACUGCGGGGAAUGAGGGGGGGAGUUGUCAGAAGAGUGUUUCGUGAAUCCUCUUGAAAAUAGGAGGGGUCUUCGCCCGCCUUUAACCAAGGAAAAUUUUGAGGAUCUGUGCUGGCGGAUAAUUUUUGAGCGACUCUCCGUUGUCUGUGCUUUCAGGAGUGGGGUGGACUGAAGGCCUACAGGAAAAUUCUUCUUGUGAAAGCAUCCGAUCAAGAGUGAAGACCGAGUUGAGUUGUGAUUACCACUUGCAUGUAAUUAAUACCUGAAGCAACGCAACUUGUCGAGACGGAACACAUAGGUCUGGUCAGUCGUGGAGCUGAUCCUGAUCGGGGUCAUGUGUGAUAACUUGUAAGGUUGGUGACAGCACCAGAAGAAGCGUCGACGAUUUGUCGAUCUUUCAGGCGGGCAAGCAGGUAUCGUCAACUACUGUCUAUACCCAAGUAGAACUCACGGAGAAUACGUACGUCUCCUGUGUGACGUGAAAGUUCCCAUAAUAUACAGCUAGGAAGAUAAAUGUGUCGUAUUUGGGGCAAGAUGGUUGUGACGGUAAAUGUGGCUCCAGGUUUUGGGGUAGAGAGUUACCUCGCCCGGGAGCCUAGCACUUUUGAAACAGAGCAAGGUGCAAUGUGCAAGGUGCGCUGUGUUUGACUCACUGGCAGCUGCAAGUACCCGCCGCCGUGAAUAUGUGGGAGCUGACGAGAUGGAUGGCAUUCAAUAUGUGGCAUUCAAUUGCUGAGGGUGAUUCACAGCCCAUUCUCGUAUGUAUCCCAGGUAAGGAAACGUAAUGAAGGUGGUGGCCUUGC